UAUAGCUUAUUGCUUUAUUAAGAUAUAUCAAUUGAUAACAUUGAUUUCUAUCAUUAUCGUUAUAAAGAAAACGUUUUAUAUAUUCAAUCACAUUGGUGAUUUACAUGAAACGGAUAAAGUUUGCAAAACUGGCAAAUACUUGUUAGUUAAUAGAGCACAGUAAGAAUCAGAGCAGAGUGACAGUGGUGUAUUAUAUAUAAAAGACCUGAUCCACAAUUGCAUUAUAUUCAUCACCUGUGUUUCUAUAACCAGCCGAAAUGAGUACUUCACUGCGAACAUCAUUAUCUCUCGCCAUUGUGUUAUUGAUGUUGAGAGCAUAUCAUGCAGAUGUAUGCUGUUUUCCAAGCCAAUUUGAAUGUCAUGCCAAUCAUUUCAUGCCAAAUGAAAAAGCAAAAAUAUAUAGGCCUUAUAUAGAGAGAGAUUUUGACAUAUCGUUUGACUGGACCAAAAAACGCUUGAGACAGUACUCUCCAGCUACAGGUUAUGUAGAAUUGCUGUUUUUCGAAAAGGCUGUCGUUUAUUUCAUCCGGAAUUCAACUUGCAGUAUCAAACUACUUGAGCCUCCUAAAAUUGGAGCAUUCUGUGUUCCAGAUAAUGCUAAACGUAUGAAAAGUUACACACUUGGUGUGAAAGAGCAGAUAAAUGUCACUGAUUAUUUGUAUAAAAUUGACCAAACGCAGAUGUUGCGGACAAUUUCUGACAACUGUGUGCCGGUGUUUGAUUUAAUUUUCCAUGCGAAGUCAAACUUUAAAAACUUUAACACAAUUUUGGCCACAUAUCAGAACUUGACUCUUGGAAUUAAAGACGAAAAGGUGUUUGAUGUACCAAGUUUCUGCAAAUCAAGCGCCAAGAAGGAAAUAAACUCAAAAGUAGAGGGCACCAGUUUGUUCUGGAAUGUCUUUGUUUAAAGCGCAGUGAUUAGAUCAGCACUUUCGACAAUGUGAAAUAUAUAAAGAUAUGUUUCUAUGUGCAAGGAAUAUAAAUGACUAAAUGAGAUUUACAUAACUUUUUGAAAGACUAAAGUGAAAGCAAAAUGUGUAUUAAGAGUUUAGAAAAAAAAAUGUAUUAACAGUAUAGAAAAAAAACAACAAAAAUAACCUGAACAUAUUUAACAACUAGCUGUUUUCAUAGUAUGAUCAAUAGUCAGAAGCUUGAAAAUAUGGGACAUAUCUGAUAUUGAAAUUAUUAAUGACACUUUUCUAAAACAUUUAAAGCAGCACUCCUCCAGAUUCAUGCUAAUUAUAUAUAUAUAAUAUAACGGUAUUGUAAAGUUACCAUAAGAAUGCUAUUUACACAUUAUCAAUGGCAUUUCAGCCUAUAUAACUUACUAUAAAGAGGUCAAAAUAUGCAAAAAUAGCUCUUUCUGCGUUAGUAACGCAGUAGAAAUAUAGUUAUAAAUACUGAAAAAUUCGGUCAUUAAUAUGUAAAUUUUUACUAGAAUUUUGAAUCUUUAUACCUUUCCUAAAAUUUAAGUACAUUUUUCUCAGGUUUGAUUUUAUCGAAAUAUUUUUGCUUAUCUUGAGGCGUGCAGCUUUAAGUGUGAACUCACGCCUUAAAGUAGUUUGUACACUAUAUAUAUUACGAAAUUCAUAUAUCAUGCAUGUAAAGGUUUUAAAGAAGUCUAAAUCCGGACAUGAUUUAAAAAGUUUAUGAUACAAGGUAUCUAUAACUUGACAACAUUAUGUUCUUUUUCCUUGGAAAAAAUCACACGUCACUUUAAACUGGUUCCGAAAUAGUUUUGCCAUUACAAACUGUUUUUAAAAUGACCAUUCUGUCAUGUUCUAGCUCACAACUUUAUAAAUAUGUUACACUGCAUGUGCUAGUGCCGAUUCAUUUCUACAAAUCUGCUGAUAAAAUAUAUGUCUACUAAUCAUCCAAACCUAUGUAUACUAUACAAUAAACUGUAAACUGAA
Messenger RNA from Ruditapes philippinarum (Manila clam), 1913 nucleotides. RefSeq lists its product as uncharacterized. The record is from RefSeq and is a predicted model, not a curated record. Gene Ontology annotation, cellular component: lysosome; extracellular region. NCBI's taxonomy places the organism in Eukaryota, Metazoa, Mollusca, Bivalvia, Venerida, Veneridae. The coding region runs from base 258 to 908 and encodes 216 amino acids. The transcript has 8 exons. Gene Ontology annotation, biological process: cell-matrix adhesion. Gene Ontology annotation, molecular function: calcium ion binding.